AUGGCUACAUCAGUACCAGCUGAAAGAUUCUUUUCGGAAGCUGGAACUGUAAUGACUGAAAAACGUAAUAGGCUAAAACCUGAUUAUUUAAAUAAGCUUCUGUUUUUAGCAGGACGAUCUGAAAAAGAGUGGCAACUACAAAAUGUUUGGAUUGAGGGCUUUGAUGACUGGAAACAUAUUGCAGAAGCCAUACAAAGGCACGAGAUAUCGAAAAUUCAUCUUCAUUCUUGCAUUGCAUAUCAGCAGUGGCUGUUACAUGGAAAACUCGAUGAAGGGCAUGAAUCUGCGAUCAAAAAAGAAAAAUCUUUUUGGCGUCAAGUACUUUCGAGGCUUCUUGAUGUUACCUUGACUCUUUCAACCUGUAAUUUAGCUUUUCGUGUCCAUAGAGAAAAUGUAGAUUCAAGCUCUAAGGGAAACUUUUUGAGUAUUAUUGAAUUAUUAGCAAAAUAUGACCCUAUACUACAUGAACUAGUAAGUAAGCCAAAGGGCCAAGUAAAGUAUUUAAGUCCAAUAAUACAAAAUGAGCUGAUAUAUGUCCUGACUUUAAAACUACAGGAUGCAGCCAUAAAUGAAAUAAAUGCCGCACCAUUCUAUUCUAUUAUAUUCGAUACGACUCAAGACAUAUCAAAAACUGAUCAAUUGUGUAAACUAUACCGUUACUGUAUGAUCGAAAAAGACGAAAAUGGGAUCUCAAAAGCACUCGUAAUUAAGGAGACAUUUUUAAGAUUUCAUAAACUUAAGGAUCAAACUGCCUUAGGAAUGUCGAAGAAAAUUAUUAAAUCUAUUACUGAUAAAAAUAUCCAUUUAAAUAAGUAUCGAUGGCAAGGAUAUGAUGGUGCUAAUACAAUGAAAGGGACUUAUGACGGAGUUCAAAAAUUAAUAAAAGAUGUCGAGCCAAAUGCUGUAUAUGUGCACUGUGCUGCUCAUAACUUGAAUCUAGUACUCAAUAAUGCAGUGAGAGAGAUUAUUAAUAUCAUUAAAAGAUGGAACAUUUUAUCAAGUUUAAUAUCCAAUAGCGAAAGUGAAACAGCAGUAACACUAAAAAUAUUGAACCCUACUAGAUGGGCAGGACGUUAUGAUGCCGUUUUUGCUUUAAAAGUUCGUUUUGUUGAAGUACAAAAAGCACUAGCAAAAACAAUCUUAUUCAAUUGUAAACCAGAUGAAAGAAAUGAAGCUGUUUCACUUGAAAAGAAAAUCGAAAACUUUAAUUUUGAAAUGCUACUGGUUUUCCACUGUAAGAUCCUACAAAUCAUCGAUGCAGCAUCUAAAGCACUUCAAUCUAAAGAUGCCGAUCUUUCAAAUGCUUUAAAACGAUUGAAAACUUGCUUGGAACAGUGGAAAAAGUAUCGACAUGACUUUGAAAAUCUGAAACUAGAAGCAAAUAGCGUAGCAGAAAAAUGGUCCAUCACUCCUGAGUUUUCUAAAACUCGUCAGAAGAAGGUAAAACGCCAUUUUGACGACCUUUGCGAAGAUGAGCGUCUUCAAGAUCCGGAAAGUUUGUUCAAAGUGAACAUAUUUUAUCGAGUUUUGGACAUCAUCAUUAACCAACUCAAAUCGCGUUUUUAUCCAAUGAAUGAACUUAUUUCAAAUUUCAGUAUUUUACAGCCUUCAACAUUAAAAGCAUUAAAUGAUACUGAAAUAAUGAAAAAAGCUUUAGAAUUUGUUAAGGUGUAUAAAAAGGAUAUAUCUGAAUCUUUUGCCAAAGAAAUUCUUAGUUUUCGAUCAACAUUCAGAGACGAAAUAGAAAAAUCUUCCUGUAUUAAAGACUUAGCCAAUUUAUUAUUAAUUAAAAACCAUUUUAUGUCCUGCAGCUUUCACGAGAUGUGCACUGCAUUAUUAUUAUUUCUUACAAUACCUGUGACUACAGCUAGUGCUGAACGAUCAUUUUUAAAAUUGAAAUUAAUAAAAAAAACUAUUUGA
This is a messenger RNA of Ctenocephalides felis (cat flea), 1920 nucleotides long. RefSeq names its product zinc finger MYM-type protein 1-like. Gene Ontology annotation, molecular function: protein dimerization activity. The transcript is spliced from 3 exons. The record is from RefSeq and is a predicted model, not a curated record. Bases 1 to 1920 code for a protein of 639 amino acids. NCBI's taxonomy places the organism in Eukaryota, Metazoa, Arthropoda, Insecta, Siphonaptera, Pulicidae.